This is a messenger RNA of Lottia gigantea (owl limpet), 1134 nucleotides long. RefSeq lists its product as hypothetical. Bases 6 to 917 code for a protein of 303 amino acids. Lineage: Eukaryota; Metazoa; Mollusca; Gastropoda; Lottiidae. The transcript is spliced from 2 exons. The record is from RefSeq and is a predicted model, not a curated record.
GAAACAUGAAGGAACUACUUGCGAUUUUCCUAUUUGUGUCUCUUCAUCAACUAGUGCCUGCUGCAGCUUUACGACAAUGGAAUAAUCAUAUUCGGGUUAAAAGGCAAUCAUCUGGUUAUAUAGCAAAUACUGGUGGAACUUACUCCAGUGGUAAUAGUAACGGUUAUACUGGUGGUAACACAGCUGGAUAUGGUGGGUAUGGCUCUGGAUACGGUAGCAGUGGUGGAUCAACAAGUAAUGCUUAUGGCAAUGGAUAUGGAAAUAGUGGUUACAGUGGUACUUACGGUCAAUCGCCAGGAAACUCGGGGUAUCAGGGAAGCUAUCCUUCAGGGUACAAUAGUGGGUAUAAUGGUGCAAACGGUAAUUAUGGACAAAACGGGGCGAGUGGAAGUGCUCCACAAAAUGGGAAUUAUGUAGAUAACAGUUAUGGACAAAACGGGGCGAGUGGAAGUGCUCCACAAAAUGGGAAUUAUGUUGAUAACAGUUAUGGCCAAAACGGGGCGAGUGAUAGUGCUUCACAAAAUGAAAAUUAUGUAGAUAACAAUAAUGUACAAUCAGAUGCAAAUGUUGUUACCGAUCCUGUGAACAAUAUAGAUGCUGAAACAUAUCAAUCAGCAUUUGGAACUGGAUUUGGUGCUGGGUACAGUGCUGGUAUAGAAUACAUUUCUGGUGAUAAUGAUCUUGACAUUCCAAUUGAUAUUGAUCUGGAAAAACUUGCAGAAGAGGCACAAAAGAACUACGAAGAGGCUCAGAAAGAAGCAGAAAAGGCUGCCCAUGAGGCUGAAAAGUUAGAAAAGGAAAUCGAGGAAGCCGCUGAACAAGCCGCCGAAGAAGCUGCGAAGUCGGCCGCAGCUCAGGCAGCUGCUGAUGUUUAUGCAGACGUUUAUGAAGGUUUCUCCCAAAACGAGGCAAAUUAAAAUUUUAUGUUUUGUUAUAAUAUGACAGUUGAAAAUAAUAUCUCUACCGAAUAAUGGCAAAAUAAUGUGCAUCAUAGUGUCGUCUAUCCUAUUAUUCUAAAGUAAUUGACUUGUAUUUGCUUGAUGACUUUAAAUGUUUAAUAGAACUGUUGGUUCUCAGUUUAGAUUAAGGAAAUAAGUUGAAGAAAUUGUAUUACGUAAUAAAUGAAUAAAACUG